UUGCGGAACGAGAAAGUUUGACAGAAAACGAAUGUAAUCGGUUGUCUCUCCAGAGAGCGAUAUAAAGGCUAAACAGAUAAGAUCUUGUUGCGGAAAAACUCAUUCGUUUUAGAAUCAAUUUUUUACGCAGUAGCAUGAUAAUAAGGGGUGAAAUCCUUGAAGCAUAGAUAAUAGUAUUCGCUAUCUGAAGGCAAUGCUAACAGUAUGUUUCUGCUAAAGCUAUAUUCCCAAUGUUAUGGAGGCGUGAAAUUAUAAACAAACAUGGCUGCUGUUGGUAUAUGGGAAAGAUUACCCCCAGAUGAAUUUAAACAAUUGCAAGAAUAUACUAAGUAUUCUAAAAGAAGAUUAAAAGAUGUACUAAGUGAAUUUCGAGAAGGUUUAUAUGAAGAUUACAACACAGAACAGCCAAUGGGUUAUGAUGGUUUUAAAAUAUUUAUGUCAUCUUACCUUGGGGACACUGUGAGUGAUGAGCUAUGUCAGACAUUGUUUUGGACUUUUCAUAAAAAGGUUCCUGCCUCCGAUGCCGCAAACAUAGAACUGCCAAAUGCAUUGCUGAAGAAGUUUUUAGUAGAAAAUGGUAAACUAGACAGUAUUGAUGGAUAUGAUUCUGCAUAUACAAGAAUAGCCAAAGGUGCAAGACGUGCAACUGUUGUUGCUACUGCCACAGUUGUUGCUGGUAUUAACCGUAACGACAGUCCCAGAGGAGAACAUGCUUCUCCAAGGCAAACGAAUUUGAACUCCUCAAUGAGUUCUAAUAAAUCUGCUUUUAAUGACAGUCUCCAGCCAGGUAACCUAAACAAGAAAGCGUUAUCUGAUUUUGAGGUCUCUAAUUGUCACCACGACAACCACAUUAAUCAAGGGCAAAAGAGUCUUUCAUUUGAUGAAUCGACAGGUGAUUUAAAUAACCAGAAGACGUCUGCACAUGAAUUGGCUUAUGUUCCCAUGAUUGAAAUUAAAGAAAUAGCAUGUUAUUUGUCAUUAUUAGAAGGUGGUGAUGUGCAAGAUAAGUUAGAAUUUGUGUUCCGUGUGUAUGAUUGUGAUAUGAACAACUAUCUAGACCAACAGGAACUGGAAUCUAUAGUCUCACAAAUGAUUCGAGUGGCAGAAUAUUUAGGUUGGGACACGUCAGUCUUAAAACCAAUACUCACAGACAUGUUGGCAGAGAUGGAUUUUGAUGCUGAUGGACAGAUUAGUAUGGAAGAAUGGGUGAAGGGAGGGAUGAAUAAUAUUCCUUUUCUUGUAUUGCUUGGCAUGGAUGUUAAAGUUGAUGAAGAAGGUCGACAUCAGUGGCAAAUGAAACAUUUCAAAUCACAAGCAUAUUGUAACAUAUGCCAUUCUACUUUGACUGGAUUUGGUCGAAAACAAGGUCUUCAGUGUAUAUUUUGUCGUUACACUUGCCAUGAAAGGUGUGUUAAUCGUGUUCCAAAUUCUUGUAUACAGACCUACACUGAAACAAAAUCAAAGCGAAAGAAAGUAAGCAUGGACCAUCAUUGGGUGGAAGGGAAUUGUCCUGGAAAAUGCACAAAAUGUAAUAAAAAUAUUAAAAUGAAUUGUUUAACAGGCUUGCACUGUGUUUGGUGUCAAGCUCAGGUUCACAAUAGGUGUGUGAAUGCAAUGCAAACAGAAUGUUCAUUGGGUCCCCACAGGGUUCAUAUAUUACCUCCUAUCUGUAUCACUCCACAGACGAAAAAAGUCAAAGAACAUUCAAAAGUGAAAAAGAACUCUGUUAUAAGUUAUGACGGGAUACCGAUGUUAAUCUCCCCAUUGCCAAACACUCAACCUUUAGUUGUAUUCGUGAAUCCUAAAAGUGGUGGAAGACAGGGUGCAAGACUGUUAAACAAAUUUCGUUACAUUUUGAAUCCAAGACAAGUGUUCAAUUUAGCUGAUAAUGGCCCUUUACCUGGGUUAAAAUUUUUCUCCCAAGUUCCAAACUUUCGUGUGCUCUGCUGUGGCGGAGAUGGUACAGCUGGCUGGAUAUUGUCGACAAUAGAUCGACUAUCAAGCAUAAAACAAAGACCUGCGAUGUCCAUUCUACCACUUGGUACAGGAAAUGAUUUAGCACGCUGUUUAGGCUGGGGAGGAGGUUACGACGGUGGGAGCAUAGAUAAAUGUUUAUGGAAGACUGCAAAUAGUUCAGUUGUUAUGAUGGAUAGGUGGCAAAUAGACUGCGAGGAAACAGAAAAGUCGGAAGAAGGUGAUGUCAUGCCACAGAGUAUAAUGAACAACUACUUUUCUAUCGGCGUGGAUGCGUCAAUAGCUUUAAAGUUUCAUUUGCAACGUGAGAAAAGUCCAGAAAAAUUCAAUAGCAGGUUUAAGAAUAAACUGCGUUAUUUUGAAGCUGGCACAUCAGAGCAACUGGCUGCUUCAUGUAAAGGAUUGCACAACGAUAUUGAAAUAUACUGCGAUGGUAAAAAGUUGGAGUUACCAAGUCUUGAAGGAAUCGCAAUUCUAAAUAUUCCAAGCAUCUACGGUGGUGCGAACAUUUGGGGUGAAACAGAGAAAAAGCGUCGGCGUGGAAUUAGUAGUAAAGAUAGCACGGACCUCAGCACCGUCGCACAGGAUAUGGGUGACAAAAAGAUAGAAGUUGUGGGAUUGGAGAAUAGUUUAUACGUUGGACAAAUCAUUGCUGGUGUUCGACAGCAUGGUUUACGUCUGGCGCAGUGUAGCAGUGUCAUGCUAAAAGUAAAAAGAACUCUACCUAUGCAAGUUGAUGGUGAGCCAUGGAUGCAAGCACCAGCAGAGUUAUCCAUAAGCCAUAAAAACCAGACUCCAAUGUGCGUUGCCCCUGUGCCAACCAGAAGGGGUUUGUUUGGCAGAUUCGGUAAAAAAGAUUACGAAGAAAAAUCUUAAAGUAUCCAUGCUGUUGAGAUAGGUGCUUAGUCUUCUUGGCAGAACUGUCGUUAUCCCGAUAACAAUGUUGAGAAUUAACACAUUUGUAAAUACUUAAUGUAGAUUCAUAAAAGUAGGAAAGUUUGUUAUAAGCAUAUAUGAAUUGUCAGAAACGCUCGCUGUUUAGUACUAAAAAAACGUUUUUUAACUAAAUAAUUUCACUAUUGCCUUGAGCAAGUUUAGAAUGCAAAUAUUCGAAGUGAG
This is a messenger RNA of Hydractinia symbiolongicarpus, 3093 nucleotides long. RefSeq names its product diacylglycerol kinase beta-like. Gene Ontology annotation, biological process: lipid phosphorylation; intracellular signal transduction; diacylglycerol metabolic process. Gene Ontology annotation, molecular function: ATP-dependent diacylglycerol kinase activity; calcium ion binding. Bases 262 to 2850 code for a protein of 862 amino acids. The record is from RefSeq and is a predicted model, not a curated record. Gene Ontology annotation, cellular component: plasma membrane. Lineage: Eukaryota; Metazoa; Cnidaria; Hydrozoa; Anthoathecata; Hydractiniidae. The transcript is spliced from 25 exons.